Molecule: messenger RNA, 903 nt
Organism: Arachis ipaensis
Lineage: Eukaryota; Viridiplantae; Streptophyta; Magnoliopsida; Fabales; Fabaceae
Source: RefSeq, a predicted model, not a curated record
AUGGCAAACUUGGCUAAUACCAUGGAGGUGAAUGCUGCUACGACUUUGCAAGCUAUAAAGAGGUUGGGUCAAACAGUGGGAAACAGAAUCGGUAAUGGAAACAGAACGAACAUGGAGACGGAGACGGUUCAUCCACCAACUUUUAGAGAAUCGACUAACCCUACGGAAGUAGAAAAUUGGUUCCAAGCUAUGGAGUGUGCGUUACAAGCUCAGCAUGUCCCAGCUAACCAAUACGUGGAGUUUAUGGCCUAUCAACUGUUAGGAGAGGCGAAACAUGGGUGGCAAGGAGAGUGCCAAUUGCUGCGACUUUCGAAUGCAGAGAUUCCUUGGGACGUAUUUCAAACCUCAUUUUAUAGGAAGUAUUUCCCAGAUUCAGGUGCCCCAGAGUCUUAUGAGAGUUGGAAGUGCAUUAUGUAUCCAGGAAACUUGAGGGAUGCUAUUAUGAAUGAUGUGGCUCCUUUGGAGAUUCGGAUCUUUUCUGAGCUUGUGAUCAAGGCAAGGGCUGUGAAGGAGUGUGCGAAGAAAGUGGCAGUAGCAAGAGAUACUCGUGGGGAAAAUAACAACUGUAGGCGUGAAAAGUACUUUCAACCACGAGCUCAGAACUUCAAUAGGGGAGGACAUAUACCUCAAGGUCAAGGCAACUUUAGGAGACCUAAUUUUGAUCCGUAUCAUCCGGAGAGAGGAAGAGGUGAUUGCCUUAAUUGCGGAUUGCCUGGUCACAUGGUGAGGGAUUGUAUACGUGGAAGGAACCCGAAUGCGGGUAGGAAUCAACACCAAGGAAGAGUGUUCGCUGUGAACACCAGUGAUGCUGCUAAGGCGGAUCCUUUGAUAAGAGGUUGGUGUAUAAUUGGUUAUAAAGCUUUAACUCCAUUGUGUGAUAUUGGAAUACCGUAUUACACCUAG